AUUAGCUUUUCCAGAUAACAUAGAAAAGUUCAUUGAUAGUUACUAGAUCAUGGCAACAAGGGAUAUUUUCGCUUGAUUUAUGGUCCGCUAUUACCCACGAAAACAAACAUCACUUAGGGGCCUCCGCAGAAUGUUUUAUCACUGAUACAUAUACCCUAGUCAAAUCUGGAAUUCGGUGUGACAUACAUAUAUAUCUGUUUGUAUGGAGGAACAGCGGAUAUGUACUUUUCCGGUUUCUAGAUAUGUUAUUUCCUACUUUUCGUUCUUGUAAAAUAUUUUUGCAAAUAAUCACAUCUCGUUUAAUGAUGUGAAAUUACUUUUUCUCGCAUUGAGCUUUGAUUAUCCAGGAACAGUUUUUCUUACACGGAUAUUCUGAUAAGCAAUGACACACAAGUUCUCAUCGGAGCAAGUUGAGGAGUAUCGUGAGGCCUUUAAUUUGUUUGACAAAGAUGGAGAUGGAAGUAUCACCACGAGCGAGCUGGGCGUGGUAAUGCGGUCCCUGGGACAGGAACCUACUGUUAAAGAACUCGAGAACAUGAUUCGAGAGAUUGACGAGGACGGAAAUGGUGCCAUAGAUUUUGAUGAAUUUUUACAUAUGAUGGCGAAGAAGCAGGCAGAAUGCAGUGACCCGGAAGAGGAACUGAGAGAGGCAUUCCAAGUAUUCGACAAGGACGGGAAUGGGUAUAUCAGUAAAGAGGAACUCCACCUAGUGAUGAACAAUCUAGGCGAGAAGCUCACGGACGAAGAAAUCACCGACAUGAUUAGAGAGGCAGAUUCCGAUGGCGAUGGACAGGUCAACUAUAGGGAGUUUGUCAAUAUGAUGGAGAAACCCUCACACUCCUCCAACAAUACGUGAUGCUUGUUAUCAUCAAUGACCUGUUACAGAAACUGCGUCAUAAACGAAGAGAAUUAUCAUU
This is a messenger RNA of Saccostrea cuccullata (small rock oyster), 917 nucleotides long. RefSeq names its product calmodulin-A-like. Gene Ontology annotation, molecular function: calcium ion binding. The record is from RefSeq and is a predicted model, not a curated record. The transcript is spliced from 5 exons. Lineage: Eukaryota; Metazoa; Mollusca; Bivalvia; Ostreida; Ostreidae. Bases 383 to 856 code for a protein of 157 amino acids.